UACUUAACAUGAAAACACGACUUUCGUUCAUUUGGGGGAAAACCCUUUCACCGCAAAACUUUCAGUCCUCCAUUAAAAGAUAAAAUGAAUCUCCUCAAACUCAACUUCCAUCCCUACCACCACCACCGCCGCCACCGCCACCGCCACCGCCACCGCCAAAUCAAGCUCCCGGCGCAAUCACUGUCCUCCUUCCCCACUUCAGAUGGACAAAGUUUCAAACUUUCACCGUCCAUCGCUACACCCUUGUACUCUCUCACCAAGUGCGCUAAGAAUUCAAAGAUCAAUGCGGCAAUCCCAAUUUCGAUUGAGAAGAACGAAGACGAAGAAAUUGAAGAAUUUGAAGAGUACUUAGCGGAAGAUGGAGAGGUUUAUCAGAAGACACUAAGACUUGUGGAGUGUGCAAUGUUUGCCGCUGUUUCUGGCCUCGCCUUCCUUUUGAGUAAUUCUCUCGCCAUUGAGAAAUACUUUGCGUGUUUCUUUGCUUUGCCAAUCGUAAUGUCAACUAUGAGAUGGGGUAUUGCAGCUGGUAGGAAAACCAUGGUGGCAACUACUGUAUUAUUGAUCGUAUUAUCUGGUCCGGUGAAAGCACUUACUUAUUUGUUAUUGCAUGGCUUGCUUGGUUUCGCCAUGGGCAGUUUUUGGAGGUCAAAGACAAGCUGGGGGGCCUCGGUUUUCAUGUGCUCGAUUGUUCGAGCUAUAGGAGCUCUGGCUAAUGUCGUAAUUGCCUCAUAUUUAAUCGGGGAAAAUAUACUGGCGUUGAUCACAAUUAACGUCCACGCUCUUGUCACAUUUAUCCUCUCGUCCAUGGGCAUAAUCGUCGUUCCAUCGAUGAAUUUUAUUUACUUCAUUUUCGGGUUUUUGCUUCUGCUGAACUGUGGUUGCUUUGUGUUCUUGCUGCAUCUUUUAUACGCUGUAUUCUUUACAAGACUCGGAAUGAAGUCUUCACUUAGACUACCUAAAUGGCUCGAGGCUGCAAUAUGACGACAUCGUUAAUAUAUAUAUUCCGAAUAUUCUUUCGACAAACUUUCGCGAAUGUUACAUGCACGGCGAACGAUGUAGUAAUACCAAGGAUGCAUGUGAGUAUGAUUAGUAGCAGCAAAUCAGCACUGCAGAAAGAAGAGUUGGAAUAGGGAAAAUAAUUUCAUCCUAAUUACCAUGUAUUUUGGGUAAAUAAAUAUAUAAUUUUAUUCAUGUUUCCAUGUGUUUGACCAUAGAAUUGUUGACAAUUAUAUUUUUAAUCUUUGAGUAAAUUAGAAAGUUAGGUUUAAUUA
Molecule: messenger RNA, 1271 nt
Organism: Erythranthe guttata (spotted monkey flower)
Lineage: Eukaryota; Viridiplantae; Streptophyta; Magnoliopsida; Lamiales; Phrymaceae
Source: RefSeq, a predicted model, not a curated record